UUUAUUGGAGGAAUUGCUAUCGAACAGGAAAAAUUGGGAAUGUUUUGGUCAAAAAUUAUGUCUGAUCAUUCGAUCCAGCCUGAUUGGGAUGGUGAAUAUGAGUUCCUAAAAAAUGUACGUAUUAACGGUAUUUAUGAUAUAAAUAUACAGGUGCGGCUAAUUCGCGCAACACACAGCCGGCCGACCUUGCUGAGCUACAAGUACGCAUGCGUUUAA
Messenger RNA from Meloidogyne enterolobii, 216 nucleotides. Lineage: Eukaryota; Metazoa; Nematoda; Chromadorea; Rhabditida; Meloidogynidae. The record is from the annotation of a GenBank genome assembly.